AUGGCAAAAAAGGCCCCCUCUGGCCCAGCGCCGCCGGUGCUUCGCAAAUUAGGAAUCAACGAGACAUACCAAUUGGCCAUGUACCAACUGGACCAGUACCGCGGCACGACCGUCUCUUGUCGCUAUGAAAUACCACCUCAUCUUGCAGCGGCAGAGUCACGGGCCCAAUUGGAGGAGGCCGUCAAGGUCGCAGUCGUGGAUAUUAUCAUGAGACAUCCGAUGCUGCAAGUUGGCAUGGUGAACGCAACUUCCAAGACUCCCUCAUGGGUCCAGCUACCGAGCCUCGACUUGACGCAACAUAUCAAAUGGCUGUAUCUCCCAGAGCAUGAAGACUUUGAGAACAAGGUGCAAGAAAUCUUCUGCGCUCAGCUCGACGACCGUUUCCCCGACGUUGCCAUCCGACAGCCCGACUGGACGCUUGCUAUCAUUCGGCAAGGGAAUGCGCCCGUCAUGGAGGUUUUACUCACUUGGAACCAUCCCCAGUUCGACGCCAUGGGCGCCAAGGUGAUUCACGAGGACUUGCUCGAGAGACUCAAUGCGCUCAACAAAGGGUCUCGCGAACGGCCAGGCUUGGACGGCGAUGUCCUGACACUACCUCCAACGGCCCCCUUGCUCCCCACACCACUCGAGGGCUUGAAACGCCUCCCGGUGGAUUUGAAAUACCUGCUCAAAGCAUUCUGGGAGGAAACCCGGCCCGGGUUCCUAAAUCGCGACAUAUCCUGGGCGGUCUGGUGCCCGGUCCGCCCAUCCCCAUACAAGACCCAGUUCCGGACGUUCUUCAUCGACAACGCCUCUCUGCUUGCGAUCCAAGCUCUCUGCCGACAGAACCAAACCACCAUCACCGGACUUAUAAACGGAUUAGCGCUUAUUGCCUUCUCAUCCCGCCUCGACGCCGCGGCCGCCCCGGCCUUCCAAAGCUCCACCGUCGUGGAUCACCGCCGGAAUCUGCCUCCAGCCCCCCAGCCGGACGCUCCGUGGGGCCGAUCCGACAGAGCAGUGAGCAACUACGUGACGCAAUGCCUGCACAAAUGGGACACAGCACUCGUGGCGCGGGUUCGCUCCAAACUACCAGUACCAGUACCAGUACCAGCUGGUGAUGAGGAUGCCAGUCAGGAGGAGGGGCUCGGAAGAGAUCUAUCCGCCGACCUGCAGCGCGAACUCUGGGAUCUGUCGGCACAGAAUCGGCGGGAGAUAGUGGAUAGGCUAGAAGCCGGGCUGCGGAACGAUGUGGUCGGGCUGUUCCAGUAUGUGACGGACUGGAAACAGACUAUGAAGGGCAUGGCGAAUAGGACGCGCCAGUUCUCGUGGCUGGUGACCAACAUUGGCGUGCUGGACGGCGGCAAUGCAUCAACGACAACAACAACAGCGGGAGGUGGUGGUGAUGGUCAGAAGUGGUCGAUCGGCCGAGCGCAGUUUGGACUCAGCACCGAGGUCCCCGCUGCAGCCAUCGAGUUUUCCCCUGUUAGCGUUGCCGGCCGGGGAAUGUCUGUUAGCGCCAGCUGGGCGGAUGUCGCGGUGGAUGUGGCAAUGGGAGAGGGCAUCAUGGCUGAUCUGGAAAGGUGGCUCGGUCAACUUGCGAGGUGA
This is a messenger RNA of Dichotomopilus funicola, 1584 nucleotides long. RefSeq lists its product as uncharacterized. NCBI's taxonomy places the organism in Eukaryota, Fungi, Ascomycota, Sordariomycetes, Sordariales, Chaetomiaceae. Gene Ontology annotation, molecular function: N-acetyltransferase activity. The coding region runs from base 1 to 1584 and encodes 527 amino acids. The record is from RefSeq and is a predicted model, not a curated record. The transcript has 2 exons.